Ipomoea nil (Japanese morning glory) is the source of this 1126-nucleotide messenger RNA. RefSeq names its product heavy metal-associated isoprenylated plant protein 36-like. The transcript is spliced from 3 exons. The coding region runs from base 126 to 998 and encodes 290 amino acids. The record is from RefSeq and is a predicted model, not a curated record. Gene Ontology annotation, molecular function: metal ion binding. Lineage: Eukaryota; Viridiplantae; Streptophyta; Magnoliopsida; Solanales; Convolvulaceae.
AACCCUAUAGUAUACUCCAUACUUGACAUACACUAUACUGCCGAGCUGAGUUGUGGAGUCUCAUCGAUCGAUCUCACAAUUAAAUUCGAUCAUAUUCCCUCAUCCCAUCCCUUCCUCUCUCCUUCAUGGCCGCCUCUGAACCACCGCCUGAUGAACAACCGCCGCCACAGUUACCACCACCACUCCCUUACAAGACAUGGGUUUUGAAGGUCUCAAUCCACUGUCAAGCUUGCAAAAGAAAAGUCAAGAAAGUCUUACAAAGCAUCGAAGGGGUUUAUAUAACAGAUAUUGAUGAAAAACAGCAUAAAGUGACGGUUACUGGGAACGUUGAAGCAGAUGCUUUGAUCAAGAAGCUGAUUAGGUCCGGGAAGAAUGCAGAGAUGUGGCACGACAAGUCUUCUUUCAAGGAAAAGAAAUUAUCCGGGAACCCUAAUCAGAGACCGGAGGGAGCCAAAAGCGACGAAAACAGCGACGAAGACGACGAUAAUGAAGAAGAAGAAGAUGACGGCAAGGCAGGUAGUGAGAAUGUCGACGCUCAGAAACAGAAGAGCGGCGGCGGGCCGUCUGUUAGAUUCGAUCUCCCGCCGCCGGGGAAUGCCGCCCCCGCCGGAGCUGCACCUAAGAAGAAGAAAAAGAAGAAGAAGAAGAAGAAGAGUAGCAGUGCUGCGGCUUCGGCGGCUUCUAAUAAUGCGCCGCCGCAGAACGCCGGGCCUGAAACGUCCAGAAUGGCGCCCCCUCCUCUUCAUGGUGUUGAUCCAGGGAGUCUCGGCCAUUCAUAUCCGCCGAGUUAUGCCCCUCAGCAGGGUUACGUAGUGAGUUACAAUGCGGCGCCGGUCCCCGGCGGCGGAGGCGGCGGUGCUCCGACUUACUACUACGCGCCAUCCUCGCCCUAUACGUAUGCUUACACCCGAGCAGAGGUCCACUCCAUGCGAUGCAGGCCGUUGGAUUCCUUUGAGAUUUUGAGCGAUGAGAACCCCAAUGCCUGCUAUAUUAUGUGAUCAUCUAAUUAUCAGUUAAGUUAAGAUGGUAUCACCAGGCAUGCAAAGUACAUUUUAGAUUUUGUAUUUUGAUCACUACCAUAGUACUGUAUAACUGGUUUGUUACGUUAUUAAUUAGAGACAAUAGU